Nasonia vitripennis (jewel wasp) is the source of this 5264-nucleotide messenger RNA. RefSeq names its product tyrosine-protein phosphatase non-receptor type 1. Gene Ontology annotation, biological process: protein dephosphorylation. The transcript is spliced from 8 exons. Gene Ontology annotation, molecular function: protein tyrosine phosphatase activity. The record is from RefSeq and is a predicted model, not a curated record. Bases 495 to 1949 code for a protein of 484 amino acids. NCBI's taxonomy places the organism in Eukaryota, Metazoa, Arthropoda, Insecta, Hymenoptera, Pteromalidae.
CGGCGCGCAACAGCGCGGAUGCGGCAGCGCCGUGCCUUGGCAAGAUUCCGGAGCAGUGCGCUCGGUGUAUGUAUGUCGUGCGUCCGUCUCUCUCUCUCUCUCUCUCUCUCUCUCUGCUCUACAGCGUGUGCCGCAGUAGGCGACGACGAUAGUAGCGUAGUAGAGUAGAGAGACUGCUUUGCUCGGACUGGUAUUCGUCGUAUUUACACACGCCGAAGCUCAUACGUAUAUCGGCGUCCACGAGCACGCGAGGCAGACGGCAGGAUGAACAGCGGGGCUGUGCAGUGGUGAGCGUGUUCUCGAGAGGCCAAAAAAGGAACCUCCGCGGCGGCCAGCAGUAGCAGCGGCAACGCGAUCCAGGCAUCGCGAGGUAUACAACACGCUCGGCUAUAGUGUGCGAGUGCUGUGCAGCAGGCGAGUGGUGCGUGGUGCGGAGCCUCAACGGUGUGUGCGCGCGCGUGUGCAGCAGCAGCAGCACGACAGUAUAAGUCAGAAUGAGCGAGACGACGCCGUCAACGACGACGGUCAGCAACGUGGAGACCGAAUAUCUCGAGAUCAACUCGAAGAACGCCUGGGGUAUACUCGAUCAGUAUAUACGCGAUGAAUGCAGCAAUUAUAACUACUCUUGUGAGGAAAGUAAAAAACCAGAGAAUAGGACUUUUAAUCGUUACAGAGAUGUGUCACCAUAUGAUCAUACGAGGAUUAUCCUCAAAAGAGGACCAUGUGAUUACAUCAAUGCCAACCUUGUCCGGAUGGAUCGUGCUAAUAGACAAUAUAUCCUGACACAAGGUCCACUGCCAAACACAGCUGGUCAUUUUUGGCUAAUGGUGUGGGAGCAAAAUAGUAAGGCAAUAAUAAUGCUGAAUAAAGUCAUUGAAAAAAAUCGGCUAAAGUGCCACCAGUAUUGGCCCCAAGAGAAUUUAUCAGAUCAAACAAUGAUGUAUCCAGACGUUGAUCUCAAGGUGGAAUACAUCAGUAAAACCAGCUCGUCAGAUUACACAACCAGAACUCUCAGAUUAACGGACGUCGAGACGAACGAGAGCAGGGAUAUACUGCACUUUCACUACACCACGUGGCCGGACUUCGGCGUACCCCAGAGUCCUACGGCGUUUCUGCGCUUCUUGGCGGAUGUUAGGCAUUCCGGCGCGCUGGAUCAAAACGUCGGCCCACCUAUCGUGCACUGCUCCGCAGGCAUAGGUAGAUCCGGUACUUUUUGCCUCGUCGAUACCUGUUUAGUGCUGGUCGAGGAAAACGGCUUGAAUUCCGUGAACGUUAGAGAAGUUUUGCUGGAAAUGAGAAAGUCACGCAUGGGAUUGAUUCAGACGCCAGAUCAACUGAGAUUUUCCUAUGCUGCCAUCAUCGAGGGCUCUAAACAGCUGCCACUCAAUAACGUGAACGUCGAUAAUAACGAUGUAGAUACUAAUCAUUACGACAUCGUCAACAAUAUCAUAAAUUCGUCAAUAGAAGAUGAUGAUGAACCACCCCCUCUGCCACCUCCGAGGGGAGAGUCCUUAACCCGUAGCAUGAUGUCAGAUAAUUCGCCUAGCCCCAGUACCGAAAAUGAAAAUACCGUAAGCAAUCCGCCUAAUAAACCAUUACCGACCGAACCACCUGGAGGUAUCAAUUCAAAUUCGAUCGGUGUGGCGAAUCAUGUGAACGAGCAAAAUGCUAACGCCUCGAGUCAAAGUACAAGCGAUGGAGAAAAUUCAUUUCAAACGAACAGCCCACCGUCCAGUCCUGACUCAAAGAACGAGCUGCGCCGACGGCGAAUGGAGAAGAAGGAGCGUCUCGACGCGCAAGUGCGGGAGAUGAAACGCCGACAAAAGGAAUCGGAAGAUUGGCAGAAGCUCAAGAGGUCUUUAUUUUCGCCCCUUUCACUAGGUUUAGGCGCCGCUAUUGUCGGUGGGGGUGUACUGGCUAUCUACGGCUACCUUUACUUGCGCGGCUAGGCUUAUACAAGAGUGUAUGCUAAACAGUCCAGAGAGAUUUAAUACUUAUUUCAUAGAGACAUUAAGAAUGAGAAAUGACUUUAAUGAUUUGAAGCGCGAUGGUAACAGCACUCUUAGUCUCUAUUUUAAUAAGCGUAGAUAAUUCAAAGCUGCUUAAAAGAUCAGAUAUACUACUGCCGUCGCGUGACACUCGUUAACGCAUAUAGACAGAGGGAGGGCGAGUAAUGCAUAACGAUAAUAAACGAUAAAAAGAAAACAACAUAAUGAAAGAAAAAAUGAGAAUGAUCGCGGAGCUUCAAGAUCCCGACGGUGCAAAAAUCUUGAUCUCUAAAUAAGACUCUAACGAUAAAAUUCGAAUUGAUAGAAAACAAUAUUUUUUUACCUAGAAUUGAAAAAAACGUGUCGUAGUCGGGAGAUAUCGUAUAUUUAUUAUCGUCAUUUCAAAGUUUUCUUGUUUUAUAAUUCACGGAGUCUCUUGAUUACCCGACAAUUGCUACCGGUUCCCUCCAUCGGGUAAACGGAAAAAACAUUGUCCAAAAGUACAUAAAUUUACACUUACAAUUAGACAUGGAAGGCUAAAAGGAGUAACUUUCAGAGUAUACAAAGCAUUUAGUUCGGUGCAAAGCAUUAACUUGUAAUGGGAAGAUUUUCCUUUUUCCGUUCCAAGAGUUUCGUGCACGAAGCGUCAACGCGAAUCGUUGAACGAGAUCGCGGGCUUUUUUAUCGUGUGGAUUUUUAGAACACGCGCAUUUCAUGAGAGCGACUAAGAAGUUAGUCGCAGAGUUGGGCGAUAUUUGUAUUAUAAAGAUAAAAUACUAUUAUUCAGUUUUGAUGAUUGUAAUUUUAUGAACAAUAUACUAAAUAGUCUUUUCGUCAACUGUGAUGCAUAUAACACAUAGAAAUUAUCUGUUUUAUCUUCACAUACACACUACUAUGUAUACAAAUAAUGAAAUACUUUAUUUAAUGACGUUACUUAAUAAUUGUGUAAAAUGAUCCUAUACUACUUUACCGUGAUUGUAGUAUAAAUUUUUAUUUAUUAUUAUUAUAAUAUUUACAAAGGCAAGAGUCGCACUUGUUAAAACAAAUCCAGCUUUAUUGGCAGAUCAGAAAUUGAUUUUAUAUACUACCUGAAAAUGAAAAUGAUAAAUCAAUUUUUUAAUCAUGCUUAUUAAUUUUUUUAUUUGCAAUAUUUUCGUUUUCCUCUGCACUUCCACAUGGAGUUGUUGAAUGUUGAAACAAUAUUUAAAAUAUAUUAGAUAUUUAAGUAUCUAUAUGUAAGAGUUAAGAUUGAACUGAUCUAUAUAACUGAUAAAUUUUUCCAAUAAAAUUACAAUUAUUAAAAAUAAUAGUAGGUGUUCACUAUGUCGUUUAGUAAAUCAAUGAAUUUUUACAGUCCAACUCUGUUAAGUCGUCUAUGGGCAGCAAUACGUGAUACAAUUAAAUGCUGAUCAGAUUGACGAAAAGUAUCAAUACAUUACUUUUUCCUUUUUUUAAUCGUGGGUGACUAGCGUCGUCCAGAGUAUAUAAUAUUAAACGUAGAAAAGCAACAAAAAAGUGAGAAUAUCGUUGAUUGCGAUAGUCUGAGCUGAACGAAAGACUGAGUAUGGAUAUACUGAUUUCUAAAUAAAAUAAAAAAGAAAGAAAGAAACAAUAUAAUGCGUAUUGCAACUCGGUGAGGAACGCAUAGGCGGGAAAGGCAUAAAAUGAUUUAGCAGGAGAAUCGCGUAAUCCUUUAACAAGCAAUUUUUACAUGUAACUGUAGAGAGAAAAUAAGAGAAAAUAAAAUAUGUUUAAUCGAGUGGCGAGAAAGUCAGUGCAUAUUCUGGUUCGAUAACAUAAUAUGCUCUUAUUUAAAUUUGUGCUGAUUAAUUUUUUUAUCAUUGCUGACCAUUCAAAGAGAAAAACGGCAAGGGGAUCCGAGUCUGAAUUAUUGAAAAGUCGAAUAACUUGCACUAUAGUCACAUUGAGAAUAGUAAUUUAGUAAAUGUAGAUUUUUCUAAAAUCCGCUAUUUGUUUAUUUACUCGCAUAAAACUCACCAUCCUUAACUGUAUACAUAAAAUAGAAAAAUAUAAAUACAAAUAUAUUUAUUAAGAGAAGCAACUCGUCAUGCUUUCUGAUUUUUUUCAAUAAUUCAGUAUAGUAGAGCAUAGUAGAGAAUAAAAUGAAAUACACGAAGACACGGUGCUACUUUAAAGUUCCAAAACAAAAGAAACAAAGAUAAACACAAAAAAAGAAAAUUAAGGCAGAUCGCAUGAAAGAAUAAGCAUAAUUUGCAAGUGCGUGUGUACAUGUGAAAAAGGGAGCAAAUAUAAAGUGCGAUAGAGUGCCUGGCGCAAACAAAAUAAUUACAGAGGAUUAAAGCAUGAUAUAGAGAACAAUUUACGAUGAUCUAUGGUUUUCACUACACACGUUAUUUCGAUACGCCAAAUAUAUCUGAGAUACUUCAAACAACAAAGAGCAAACAAAAAAAAAACAUACAGAAACAUAGCAAAGUGCCUACUUGUAAGACAGAAAAAAUAAAAGCAAACAGGACAGACGGAUCGAUUUCGCCUUUAGUAAUUUAGUGGCUUAAUGGGUGGUUUUACUCGUGAGAAAGUAUCUUAAAGCUAUAUUUUUCGGAAUCAUAAAUUUUUGGAGAAUAAUGUUUUCGGUCAUACUUUCCCGCUAAUUAAAAAUGCAUUAUUUGGAUUUAGACUUUCUCACGAUAUUAGAUAAUUUAUCAUCUUUCUUUGCUAAAAUAAGGAUAAUCAUUAUUACCCAAGAAAUAUAUCUUUUAGUAAUUGACAAUAUCGUGACAUAUGUUAUCAUUAAAAUCGACAUCCUUGGAUUGCUACUUAUAAUAUAAUCGAAGCAAAUAUAUACCUCUGAUGGGAAAGUUAGAAAAGUAUUCUCGCAAUCCAAAGUGUGCGAAAUCUUAUCAUAAGCAAAGUGAAUUUUUUCUCAUAGGUUUUGCAUAAUAAUUCUGCAAGAUAAAUGACACUUCAAAAUUCAGGGAAUAAUAAACAUUGCGUCGAAAAAGAGAUACAAAUUCUAGCAUCUAAUAAAGAUUAUUUUGAAAUCAUGAGUCUUGAGAUAAAAUUAUUUUGCAAGACUCUAGCCAAGCAACAAACUAUAUAUGCAUAGAUGGAUAUACUUUAUUCAGAAGAGAAUAGAUGAUGAUAACAAUAAUAAUAAUAAUAAUAAUAAUAAUAAUAAUAAUAAUAAUAAUAAUAAUAAUAAUAAACUAUUUCUCGCUACUCAAACUUUCGUAGUUACUGUAUUUAUAAUAUACACGGUGUAACGUUGUAAGAGACUGUACGAAUGCUACUUUUAAU